CCUGCGACUGGCACGUACCUUUUUGUACGCUCAGUCCUACCAUCGGGCCGCGUUUACAAUAUGCGCACCGAGCACCAAGGCCGGAGUCAGAGCAUAGUACAAUGAGUGCAUCAUCUCUGACAGGCUCGAAUACCAACCAAGCUGCUUUCAGGCGAGCUCUUCUUGCGCGCGAUGGCGCGUGCCUUCUGAGUGAUAGGUACUAUUCCGAGCUCUUGGGACAUCAACCUGGGUCAUACCACGAAGUCGAGUACGGUAUACUUCUUCAGAGCGACCUGCACCAUUCUUUCGACCAAGGAAAUUGGGCACUAUUUCCUGAUACUCGCGAUCAAUUUUCGCUAAUCGUCCACGUCUUUGCCGAUGUCAGGGCGAAGGAGUAUCACGGCAAAGUAUUGCGCCGAGAUAGAUUUCGGAUCGAUGACGAGAUUGAGCUGCCGCGACGGGACUUCUUGGCGUUUCACUAUCGGCAGUGUGCUCUUAUGCACGUUAGAGGCUAUUCUCACUUCCCGUCAGAAUAAAAAGAGACAUGGGCAAAUGCGAGCUGUGACUAGGGCGCUGCACUCUGUGGUAGAUCUGUGUGCCUUGUCUCAGAAUAUUCCUGUCGCUUCUUGCCAUUGUUCAAUCGUCGGAGGAAAUGUGGAGCCUUCAGCGCGAGUUGC
Molecule: messenger RNA, 656 nt
Organism: Acaromyces ingoldii
Lineage: Eukaryota; Fungi; Basidiomycota; Exobasidiomycetes; Exobasidiales; Cryptobasidiaceae
Exons: 4
Coding region: 102-515 (137 amino acids)
Source: RefSeq, a predicted model, not a curated record